AUGAGAUAUCUCCCAGUUCCCCACACCGUGACAGGGUACCAAGAAGAGGACAAGGAACUGUACCCACACAUCCCCCUGCGCACCCGCUUCAACCUGGAUGGCGGCCGGUCCCAGGUGCUGAGCAGGUUUUACCAGCUGAGCCAGCAGCACCGUGAUUUUUACCGGGACAACAGUGGGAUGUUGAAGGUCGUUCCCUACUUUGUGCUGCCUGUGAAGGAAAAGGACAGAUACCCUCAUCCGCUCGACCUCCCACCCCUCAGCGCGAAGACCCGCUGGUAUUUGCUGCGAUUGUCACCGACGAACCUGCGGGCCUACCAGACCUUCCCCUCGGGGAAGAGGGUCCCCUCUAAGGAGAGAGCGAUGCGAGACAGCUUUUUUGAGCGCCGACUCUAAGCCACGGCUUCCACCCUGCCCUCGGUGGAAACCUGAUCUUCCAGCCAGGAGAGGAACAACGGGAAAAUAAA
Messenger RNA from Calidris pugnax (ruff), 464 nucleotides. It is a transcript of the gene CIMIP2C, whose product is annotated as chromosome unknown open reading frame, human C2orf70. NCBI's taxonomy places the organism in Eukaryota, Metazoa, Chordata, Aves, Charadriiformes, Scolopacidae. Bases 1 to 393 code for a protein of 130 amino acids. The transcript has 3 exons. The record is from RefSeq and is a predicted model, not a curated record.